CACAUCCCUCCUGUCAGUCUGUCCGUUAGCUCGCCUGAAUGAAAACACGGGAGCGACGACACCGUCGGUGAAGCCGAGUUGUGGAGAUAAAAAUCAACUGCAGCCUUCCUCUGCGGGGUUUCUUCUCGGGUGUGACAGGUGUACAGCUUCGAUCAGCGCGCUGUGUGCUGGACGUGAUAGGGCAACAUGGACCCACGGAAAGUGGCAGAAUUAAAGGGCUUCGUGCACAUGUGCGAGUCCAACCCGGAGCUCUUGCACCUUCCAGAGAUGGCAUUCUUCCGGACCUGGUUGGAGAGCAUGGGUGCAACACUCCCUCCCCCACCCAAGACAAAGGAGUCAUGCCAGGGCGGCUGUCCCUGUGGUCCUCCUCCUACAUCAGCUCCAGCUCCACCUCCUGAGCCAGAGCCUGCUGUGCAGUCUGAGAGUGAGGAGAGUGAUAUAGAAAUCGACAGAGAGGGGGUGAUCGAACCAGACGAUGAUGAACCGCAGGAGAUGGGAGAGAUGGAAAAUGUCGAGGUCACAGAGGAGAUGAUGGACCAGGCCAGUGAUAAGAAGAUGGCAGCCAUUGAUGCUUUAGGAGAAGGCGAUCUGCAGAAAGCUCUGGAUCUUUUUACCGAAGCAAUCAAGCUGAACCCCUGUGUAGCCAUCAUGUACGCCAAGAGGGCAAGCGUCUUUAUCCAGAUGAAGAAACCCAACGCAGCCAUUAGAGACUGUGACAGAGCCAUCAGCAUCAACCCAGACUCUGCACAGCCUUACAAGUGGAGGGGAAAAGCUCACAAGCUGCUGGGCCACUGGGAGGAGGCAGCCAAGGAUCUGGCCACAGCCUGUAAACUGGACUAUGACGAGGACGCCAGUGCGAUGCUGAAGGAGGUCCAGCCUAAGGCUAACAAAAUUAUCGAGCACAGACGCAAAUACGAGCGUAAGAGAGAAGAGAAGGAGAUCAAGCAAAAACAAGAGCGGAUAAAGAAAGCCAGAGAGGAGCAUGCACGGGCUCAGAGGCAGGAUGAGGAAGCACGACAGUUUGGAGGAGGGUUCUUCCCAGGACCUGCUGGAUUCCCAGGCGGAGCCCCUCCCGGCAUGGCUGGUCUCGGUGAUCUCCUGAAGGAUCCUGAGGUGCUCAACGCCAUGAAGGACCCUGAGGUGAUGGCUGCCUUCCAGGAUGUGGCACAGAACCCGGCCAACAUCGCCAAGUACCAGAACAACCCCAAAAUCAUGGCCCUCGUCACCAAGCUGAGUUCUAAAUUUGGAGCCCCACCACAGCCAUAGACUGGGAAGGACCAAAGACAAGAGGAGAGUGGAUACGUGGUGAAACAAUCUGGAGAGCCACAACGCUUUUCAACAAUUAUUCCACUGUGUGCAGAUCAAACAGGGGGAGCAGGUGACAGGUUAUUUGGUGUCAUGUAGAGAAAGUGGGGCAACUUUUUAAAUGUACUUAGAACUUAGCAACGUCUCGACUAAGCCACCCGAUGGUCAGGAGUCAGGUCUGACAGCUUCCUCCUGACUCGUCUCAGCUGGGACUUUAUUAACCACAGGUUGAUUUCUUAACCUGUAUCUGCAACAGCUAAACUGGGAGCUCCCGCAUUAAGACGCCAGCUCACAAAUAUUUUCACAGCCAUUUAAUACGUGGUGAUGGUUUAGCUACUGGUCUUUACUUUCUCCGAGUGGAGCCGAACUCUCACACACAACUGUCAGCGCUUUUUGUUAUCAGAUCUAUUAUUAUAACUGCGAAAAAAAAUUAACUGAUCUUGUUGUCUGACCCUGUUGGAAAAAUGAUUCACAAUAAUAAAAGUUCUGUUGCUGCAAAA
Messenger RNA from Epinephelus lanceolatus (giant grouper), 1805 nucleotides. It is a transcript of the gene st13, whose product is annotated as ST13 Hsp70 interacting protein. The record is from RefSeq and is a predicted model, not a curated record. NCBI's taxonomy places the organism in Eukaryota, Metazoa, Chordata, Actinopteri, Perciformes, Serranidae. Gene Ontology annotation, molecular function: protein dimerization activity; Hsp70 protein binding.